UUUAUAAAUUUUUGGAUGAGUACAUAAGUUGUCUUAACUAGCAUUAUCUCACCCUUCAAGGAGUGAUAUAAUAAUUCUCAAGCGAUAGAAUCCUUAAAAUCGGAAAAGAAUAAUUUCGUAUGCUAAAUUUGUUGCUUUCAGAACUUUUUGCUUUGUUUAUCCUGAUAAUGAAGUUUAUUCUUAUUCAUUAGGAAUAAAACGGCUAUUUUCAUACAUAAUCUAAAAAUUUGCUCCUCAUUAAGAGGUUAAGCAACCUUCUGAUCCUCUUUAGGAAGCUCUUCAUCUUAUCACUCCAAAAAUUAUUAAACUUCCACUAUAGAGUCACUAGCAAGGGCAAGGUAGCCUUUAAAGCAUCAGGAAUUACAAGAAAACUCCCACAUAUUCACACAUUUGGAAAGAAAUCCUACACAAAGCGAGAGGGUCAACUUAACGAUCUUCAGACCCAACUUAGGGAAAAGAAGCAAUCAAAACUUACCAAUCUUCAAGAAAUCUCUAGUGUGAAUUCAGACCUGAACAUCAGCAGCAGGCAGAUGAGUGGUAUUACCAAUUACCUGCCCUCCACAGGGUUAAAGAAAGGAAAGAAAUUAUUUGACAUUGGAUCUCCUACAAAAAGACUAAGCAAGCAAACUCCAGCAGACUCUCCUAAUAAUAAAUAGUAUUAUUGAGGAAAGAAGGCAUAUCGAUGUGACUGUUAGGUCAAAGUCAUCGGCAAAGAAGCAUGAGUACAAGCGGAAGGUAGAAGAAGCAUUUCGCCCAGAUAUACAUUACAACAAGAUAACAAAGGAUAUAUUUCAGUACAAUUUUAAAAAGAUUGGUUUUGAUCUUGAGAAAGUAUCAGGAGAAGGCAUCAACCAUUAUCAUAUUAGGAAAAUGUUUAACAGACUUGGAUAUCAAAUUACAGGAUUCCUGUCGAUUGAUGCUUUACUCGCUUGUAAGAAGGUUCAAGACCUUGGCUUUGAACAAUCAAAACCAUUCGAAAGAUAUAUUAGAGCAAGGGAGAAAAUGAACCGCUCAGUAGACAACACCAACAUUUUUAGUGAUAAUGAAUUGCUAGAAUCAGCUAUUAGUUCACCAAUUAACAUUGAUUCCUUACUAAUUUGGACAAUUAAUAAUGAAUCUUCUCUAACCGAAUUCAAAAAGGAGAACUAUUCUGGAAUCAGACUUUACCACCAAUCAGCAUGAAGCAAAGACAAGCUCAAAUAAAUACUUGAAGAAGAGAGGUAAAGCAACUGACGACAACAUCAAAAUCAUUGAUUCUCUGUUUGACCACAAUCUGUAUGAAGGUAUUGAGGAAAACCAUCAUUUUCAAACCCAUAAGGACAAUUCUCUCACAACUCGAACAGUGCCUCAGAAGUUGCAGAACAUCAGGAAGUUCACCAAGCUACUUAGGUAUGCUGAUGAGCCUUAUAAAUUCACUAAGCAUAUUAAAUCUAAAUAAAGCUAUAAUGAGACUUGUCAAAGACAUGCAGGUCUCAAAUAGAGGAAAAUCUAUACUUAGAAAGAAGAUACAGGAGUACAAGUCUGCAUCACCAUCUCCAGAAGAGCAGGAGACGAUCGAUUCUGCUGUCUUCAGGGCGAACCAGAGAGUCCUGAGUAGGACUUUGAAGGAAAGAUUUGAGGAAAAGAAGCAUCUUGAUAUUUAUAUCAGAAAUUCCUUUGACCCUGUCCAUGCAACUUGGGUGAAGAAAAUUCUUGAUCCUCGAAAACUCACUCAAACAAAGAAAGUCUUGAAGAUAUCUCCAAACUCUAGAAUGAAGUUUAAAGAUCGGAUGAGGGUUCAACAGCUUUGAGAGUCUCGAAACCGACAGACUCUGUAAAGGCUUGCUCUAUAAACUUCAAUUGUUU
Molecule: messenger RNA, 1845 nt
Organism: Moneuplotes crassus
Lineage: Eukaryota; Ciliophora; Spirotrichea; Euplotida; Euplotidae
Source: the annotation of a GenBank genome assembly